AAUAUUUGUCGACGCAGGGCUCUGAAAGCGUCACUGGUUUUUGUGGGGAAAAAAAGUACAUAAACCUAAAAUUAAAUAAAUAAAUUUUGGGAAAAAAGUGUAGAAAAGGAUAAAACAACAACAUGGAGUGAAAGUGUUAAAAAUAAAACCAUAAAUUUUAAUAUUUAUGGCUUAAAACUGCAAUAGAAAACACAAAAACAUACUCAAUACACAGGCAACAAAAAGGUAGACUGAAAAGAAAAAUACACAUUAGCAACAACAAUAACACAUACAAGCAAGUAAAGCAGGAUCCUGAAAUGGACCACAGCGGCCGUAGUCGUAGUUACAUAGAUUUAUCUUCAUCCGACGACGAUGAUGAGGAAGAAUUCUCCUUAGCAGAAAGUUCAGAGACCGAUGAGGAAGAAGAACACUUGCGUAGAGGUCCUAUAAGAUAUGAUCAUGUCAGCAGGUGGAAGGAGGAGGAGAUAAAAAAUGUUCCAAUACAAGAAAAUUUAGCAAAUAGACUAAUGAAAAGAGAGUAUAUGGGCCAGAGUAGGAGUAGAAAGUCUUUCUAUACAAACGUGCCAACUAGAUUAUCUUUUUGUCUUAAGGAUAUAAUACCACCAAACUGUUUGCAAGGACAAGUAUUUAUGGGUCUCUCUGCCUGUGGCCAAUUUUUGUUAAGCUACAAAUUCUGCUGCAGUGACAAUGCUUCUGUUAGUCAUUAUUCUUUUAGUAUGGGUUUUAAGUACACUUUAUUUUUCUGGGUUUAUCAGCCCUUUAAACCCUUGCGCAACUUUUACAAAUGCUGCCUAUUCGAUGAUCAUGGUGUUGACAAUAUGAAAAAGGUCAGCAUGAUCCAGUGGAAAAAUUGUGAUCCUCGCAUUUUAAUUGUUCAUGGUGCUUCCGAGGAUGAAAAUGAAGACUCUUAUAUAACUUAUGUUAAAGUUCCUAAACUGGGCUGUUUGGAAUGUAAAAAACUGCGAGAAUUUGAAGAAGAUGAUGGAUUUUUCCGUCGUCACAUCCUCUGUCUAAAAUGUAAUUUAACUGUGCAUACAAAAUAUUCCACAACCGAUUCAGAUCGUAAAUUUGAUCCGAAUAUACAUUUAAUAUGUCCCGAGCGUAUUCUACUAAUAUCAAACGGAUUUUUUCAUAUGAUACACAUAAGACUAGAACAAGCUCCCAAGGAGCAACAAAAGCAAAUCUCACAACAGCAACACCAACAAAGUGCAAUAAGUCAAACGCAACUACAACAAAAUUCAUUAUCAAUUCUAAUAAUGAAACCUCAUAUUGCAGGAGAAACUACUAGUAACAAUAAUGCAACAGCCUCAACUUCAAAUCAGGAAGUUCAAGAAAGACGUACACCCAUACCCGAUUUAACUGACACCUUUAGCAUAGAUAGUCAAUCAACUAAUUCACAAAACAAUGUAGUGGCUCGUAUAAUCGAAGAUUUUGCUGAUGUAGAAACAGAUUCCACGCACUCUGGCAGUGGGGUGGUUAGUAUUUCACAAUUGGCUAAUAAUCUAAGGUCACCUGGUUCGAGUCAAAAUGAUUCCCCUGUAUCAGUAACACGUAAAUCGUGUGAGGAAUUGAUAUUUAAUUGCAAUACAAAUAAUACUAGUCGUUUAAAUGCCAUGUCACCAGCAGCAGCAUCUAUAAGUAGUGGAAGUACAACCUCUACUAUUGGUGUUAGUGCAGGAUCUGGAGGAAGUAAUACAACCUCUAAUAUUAGUAAUGUUGGAGGUGUUGGAACUGGUGUUGGUGUUAAUAAAAAUAACAGCAAUUUAAUGCAAAAAGGCCCCCGGCAAAGACAUCGCAUUGUAACAAAAUCUUUUCGCAAGGGAGUUUCCAUAUUCUUUUCCUCUAGUGGUUUAAAAGCUAAUAUUACAUCACCCAAUACCUCUUCCUCCUCUAAUGGUAGUAAUUCCUCUACUAACAACAAUAACGACAAAGCUGCUGCCUAUGAAUUUUCGGAAGAGAAUGAGAAAUGUGAAAAGAUUUCUAUAUUGCGCAAACGUAGAUUAGCUGAUCGUAAAUAUGAAUUUUCAGAAGAUAAUUCCGAAAACAUAAUACCUUUUACAAAGACUAGAACUUCCAGUACAUUUAGUUCCUUUUUAAGCAACACUACCACAGGAAGUCAUUCACCCAGACACAAUCUAACACAUUUGCAUAGUAUUUCGCCCUAUGCCUCACCCUCAUCAUCGCCUCAUCCACAUCAGCAACACAUGAGUACACAAUAUGGCUCUACAGCGGCUGCCUUAUCACCUUUACAUCGUACAUGCACUUCGCCUUUGGGCUUUAGAUCUCCACCCUCUACGUCGGGCCUGUUAACACAAACAAGUGGUGGUAUGGCUGGUGGCAAUAAUGGUGUAAUGCGUUCACCCAGCCGUCAUUUGGUGGCCAAUCAUUUCUAUAACAAUCAAAAGUCCCCGCCACAAAAUUUCGUCCAUACUAUAUCUCCUGCUACGCAAUAUAUGUUAAGUUUUAAGCCGCAUGGUACCCUGUCGCCUCUACAAUUGUCCAUGACCAAACGUUCUCAUCUAGAGGUGAGCGGUUCCCUGUCACCCAAUCAUCAGCUAUCGGUAUUUCUCUCACCACGACGGGAUGAAUAUCGUUCAGUGGUGGAAGUGCCUCUUCAGGGCGGUGCCAUGUCAGAAAAGCCUGUGUGUACAAAAAAGUUUUUAAGACGUUUUGUUGAAGAAGAUGAUGCCGCCUCGGUUAUAACAAGUGAAGAAGAUGAUUGCAUAUCACCUGGUUAUCAUAUAUUAUUGCCCAUGGAGGUCCAUGGCUCUUGUUACUCGGAAAUGCAAAUGAUUUCCAAAGCGUCCUAUCAACAGCUGCGCUGUUCUAGUGUGGUCAUAGAGCAGCAUUCUUUCGAUAUGGAAACCUUUACUUACUAUGCCAUCAGUACGUUGUGUCAAAAGAAUCAGAAAACCUAUGAUUUCUUUUAUGACUGGGCCUAUGAAUUGAUAAAUGUCUGUCCCACUUCCCUCACGGUAUUUUGCAUUUUAAUGGCUCACUUUUCGGCCCGCGAAGAAGUUUCCUCCUGUUUAAACUGCUCACGUAAACUAAGUUGCGCUUUUCACAGGCGUGAAUAUGAGUGUCGUGUUUUAUUCACCUGGAAUAUGAUGACCGGUGAAUGGGAUAUAUUAGAUUUUGGUGAACUACAAGACUUCAAUCACUACAAAUACAGUCCAAAAUCAAAUUUCUCUUCCACGGCAUCGCUACAGCAAAGGGCCAAAAAGUUGGCUCGCGAAAUGGCCCAGACUUUACAUAAAUUACCCGACUAUACUGCAAACUUGAGAAUACUAGAUUCGAAUGUGAAAAAAACCAAGAAAUCUAUAACCGAUAUUGAUAAUAUGAUAGAGUUUUCUUUAAAAAAACGGCCACAACAAGCAAUGGAUUAACUUAAUGUUAACAAGCUUUACUCAGCUACUUUAAAAAACAAAUAAGAAACUAAAUUACAAAACUAAUGAUAUUUUUCUAUAGCCAACAAUACCAAUAUUAGAACUCUUAAGAAGUUUGUCUAUUAGCCUUAACAGCUGCUACUUUCUUACUUCUUUUACAUAAUGAUAUUAUUUCCUGAUUUAAGGUUGAUACCCAAUCUACGUUUGCUUAAUGGAAGCUAAAUUUCAUAGUGCAUUUUUUUUUAAUUUAAAUAUUUUAAUUUGUUUUAUGUUUUUCAUUUUAUAGAUUUUUAAAUAUUUUAAUACUUUUAGCCAACAAAUUGUGUUUUGUUUUAAUUUUCUAAUUGCUUUAAAAUUUAAUUUGGUUUUAAAACAAAUGUAUCUUUAUUACGAAACUAUGUAUUUAAGAAAAAUCUAAUUUUUAAUUUAUUUUAUCUGUGAAAUCUAAUCUAUUCAAAAUACAACGAGUGAGAUAUUCCUAUAA
This is a messenger RNA of Lucilia sericata (common green bottle fly), 3870 nucleotides long. RefSeq lists its product as uncharacterized. The coding region runs from base 297 to 3386 and encodes 1029 amino acids. Lineage: Eukaryota; Metazoa; Arthropoda; Insecta; Diptera; Calliphoridae. Gene Ontology annotation, cellular component: Cul4-RING E3 ubiquitin ligase complex. The transcript has 7 exons. The record is from RefSeq and is a predicted model, not a curated record. Gene Ontology annotation, biological process: protein ubiquitination.